CUAUAAGUACUGCUCGGAAACCCUACCUUCCUCACCACACCCAAAAGAUGGAGACACUCACAGCUCGAGGCAUCUCCAACAUUCCUUCACUCCGGCCGGGGAACCUCGCUCCCAGCCACCUUCAACCCAUCCAUUGUAGAAUUCGGCCUCAUUUCAUCCGCCAGCAGCUCGGCUUCAUGUCUGAUAUAGAUAUAUUUUUCUGUCAUGUUUUGGUUGAGCUUUCAAUGUUUUGGAUUUGGUGCGCUGUUAUUCUCUUUGGUUUGAGAUGCUGUCCCAAUUUAGUUGUGAGGUCAUCUUCAUCUGAGGGAACUUCAACGGAGACAACUCUAUAUGGAAAAGACGAACAAGAAGCUAAUGUUGGGAUUAUUGUGAAAGACACCCGACCCGAUAAUGAGAAAGAAGAUUAUGAUACAAACCAGCUAAAUGAAGGGUCGCAAGAAGGCGCUAUGGUUAACACGGAGUUGUUUAAGUUCCUCGAGAAAAUCGACCUUAAGUUUGACUAUCAAGAUACUUAUUCACUACUUGUUGUCGGUGGUGGUGGUGCUUUCGCACUCUGGCUAGCUGUUGCUGUUGUUGGAGCUGUUGAUUCUAUACCACUGUUGCCAAAAGUGUUGGAACUUAUCGGUCUUGGGUACACAAUCUGGUUCAGCUCUCGCUAUUUGAUUUUCAAGGAAAAUAGAGAUGAAUUGUUUUCCAAAGUACAACAGAUAAAGCAGGAGGUGCUUGGCUCAAAGGGCGACUAGUUCUGCUGAAGGCUGAGUAGGAUGAAGCUGUGAGAAAAACUAGGACUCUUGUUUAGUUGAAUCUUUCAAUGUACAAAGUAUAUGGUUAUGCAUAUGCACAACCAAGAUUUGUUAAAGAAUGUCUUAUUAUUGUCAAUGGAUUAUAAUAUGAUAUUGACAUCAGCAUAAUUGGUAUGUAUUGCUGUUACCUCAUCAACUAGGAUACUGAGAUUGUUGGUUAGCAAGUUAGGUAAAGUUUUAUAUUAUAUAAUAUAGUUAAUAAUUAAAUAGUGC
Striga asiatica is the source of this 1016-nucleotide messenger RNA. Lineage: Eukaryota; Viridiplantae; Streptophyta; Magnoliopsida; Lamiales; Orobanchaceae. The record is from the annotation of a GenBank genome assembly.